Molecule: messenger RNA, 3295 nt
Organism: Macrobrachium nipponense
Lineage: Eukaryota; Metazoa; Arthropoda; Malacostraca; Decapoda; Palaemonidae
Exons: 2
Coding region: 977-1963 (328 amino acids)
Source: RefSeq, a predicted model, not a curated record
CCAGUCCUCGUUCUCUUCUGUGACCGUCAACAUGUGAGUGCACUCAUUCUCUCGCCCGGUCUCUCUUUUUUUUCUCUCUCUCACACACACACAAUUCACUCGCUAGACGCUGCUGACUUGCCAUGCUUCGUAAAAGCCGUAGGAGGUGGGAGCCUUAACUCUGCGUCCAUGUGUACUCCAGACCGGAGAACGGUGGUGUAAAUAAGAGGUCGUGUGCACCACGCAUUUCUCUCUCUCUCUCUCUCUCUCUCUCUCUCUCUCUCUCUCUCUCUUUAUCUCCAUCUCCUCCGUUCGUCGUGAACGAUGUGUCAGCUUCGUAAACUAAGCUUGCUGUUCAGUUAUUUAUUUCUUGGUUCCUGGAGUUCGGUGGAAACGGUCUUCUUCUGAGUCUAGCAGCAGAGUUACUUCGUCCUUUAUAUACCAGCAAGGAACAUAGGCAUCGAGGGCCGAACGUGAGGUGUCCCGAGACACCGCCCUUCCAGGAGGCACCGCGAACUAUGACCAACGCAGAGGGGUCAUCAUCGAUGACGCAAUCGUCAACCAAUAUGACGACAACGAUUCAACGACCAGCUACUACAACAGUGAUGUAACGAGAGCUUCACAGGAAAUACGUAGACAGGAUUGAGGGUAAACCAGACGUAUAUCAAGACCAGCACGUCCUUCGGGUGAAUCAGUCCUCGCAAAGGCAAUUAAGAGGAUAUAUCAUGGUCACGGCCGCUUUCCCGACCUUGCGCAAACCAACAACUUGAUAGAAAAUUCAGCGACUAGUGACAACAUCCAGCUGCCACAGAGGCUCAGCUUAAGCUGGAGGCAUCUUGUGCCGCAGUGAAGACCCGCUACAAGUCGUGUUUUUCGCUAAAAAGAGUUAAGAUUAUCAGUGACAUACGCGAUUUGUAAAAUAAACUCAGGUAAAGUGAAUCUGCUCCCCGAAACAGAAAUAGUGAAUAGUGAAUAUAAUAAACCUUGGGAGGGUACAAUGGUGUUCCUUUAUUACACCGCUGUGCUCUGCUGCUUUCUUGUGCUAGCAAUAAACUACAACUCCGUCAGUGGUAUGGCUAUCAGUAACGGCGACCAGGACAGACUGACUUGGGCUCCUAUUACAAGCCUCAAAUAUCCCUUCGUGACAUUCAUCAACGACUUCAACUACCCCACCUGGGCCACGAGACACCAAAUCACUAAAGAGAAUGGCCGCCUGCAUCUCAACUUGGCCAAAAACGUCCCCUUCACGGUAGUCUGCGGGGCUUGCUUCCAUCAUUCCAUCUUCAAACCCAACUUGACGGUCGAGAUCUCGGACCACCACUCCAUUUCCAUCCCGAAGAGGAAGAGAGACAAGUCCCUUCAGUACUCGGUGGGCGUCAACGAGUGCAUGAUGACCUUCCUGGUCACGGAACCCAUCAAAAAGGGCGGCGAAAUCACCUGCACCUUGAACAGGGGGAAACAGGUGAUUAAGGAGACGAUCAAGUUCAGCGCCGUCGACGUGGACAUCCAACAGCCCCCGGAAGAAUACGAGAUAAGGGCGUCGUCGCCGACCGUCAUGCUGCAGUGUCCGGACGCCGAACAGUCGCCGCCCUCGAGCCAAAACCCCGUCGUGAACGUGUGGCACGAGGAGGUCAAGGAAACGAGGUCGAAAGACGUCGGGUCGCCGAUGGUGUUCACAAACCAGACGAUUUACCUGGAGAGGCCGAAACACUCCAUGACGAUCGUGUGCUCCGUCUAUAACAUCUUCAGCCCGUCGGUCGUUCACCAGCGGCGCUACAAGGUACAGGGGAGGCCGAGUAGCGGGAAGCCCCAAUACUUCGCGGGGGAAAUUCACGCCUACGAAGAAAUGGACGCUGAGAUUCUCCCGCCGAGAAUCAGUCUGUCCACCAGUAUUCUCGCUAUCAUCAUCCUGGCAGCUGUGGUGUGCGUUCUCAUAGCGCUGAUCGGUGCUUACAGAUUUUUCUCGGCGUUCAGAGGUCAUUAAUACAGGCAUAUAAUGCCGUGAGCAUACCUGCUGUAAAUAAGACACAACGAUUCUCAGUGCCGCCGUGAGUUCACAAGAACUUAAGAGAGACUUUUAACGUCACCCUCACUCGCUCCUCCACGCUGCGGGGUUUCCUGAACUGUUCGUGGUCUGAAGUAUGUGUGUGGCAACUCAAUCCCUUGUGAACGGUGUAUAAAUGUACAUAAUAUUAUUAAUAUGAAUAUAUUUUGAUAUUCACUUAUACUUGACUAUCUAUGUGGAUAGCACGACCUGCAAUGUAUGUCGAUUACAAAUACUGAAAUCAGAUGUGUAUGUACGUGUCUGUAUAUAUAUAUAUAUAUAUAUAUAUAUAUAUAUAUAUAUAUAUAUAUAUAUAUAUAUAUACUAUAUAUGUAUGUAUAUACAGUAUAUUAUACGUAUACUGUAUACGUAUGUGUACAACCAAACUAAUUAUCAACACGAUUCAAUAAUACUUUAUAGAAAACGUGCAUGAUACAAUGAAGUGCAUAUGACCGAUUGUCAACUAUUAAUAAACAUUCAAUAAGAAACAGUUUUUUUUUAUCUCAUCUCCAAACUUGCAGUAUUACAGCGCCGAGGAAACGCCGGAAGGAAGGAAUUAGACCAAGAACCCCCUAAACUUAAUAAAUGAACGACUGGUAAAAUGACAGCCCUCAUAACUCAGAACUGGACUCUUCUCAGUACAGGUAUACACGAGACGAGUACAAACCAAUUGCAACCGGAAUACAAAAUGCAGCUACACCAAAGGACAAGCGCUGGGACCUAUGAUUUCAUUCAGCGCUGCAACGGAAACUGGGAGUAGAAAGGUUUGAAAGGUGUGACAGGAGGGAAAACUAGACCGUGAGCUGCACCAUGAAACAAUUGUGAGGAGAGGGCGGAAAGCACGAUGGAAGAAAGAGAAUAAGAGCGGGAGUAGUACAGUAAAAAGAAUGACAAAGGGUUGCACCUAUAGAGGGUAAAAAAAAAAAAAAGUCUUACGAAAACCAAAUUCACUCCUUAAUGAUUACAAAGUCGCUUCUUGACAUGUGGCAGGUGAGACCUUUCAUGAAAAACCACGAAUAGCGGACAAGUGUUCCUUAAAUCAGAACCAUUAAAAAGUAUCAAAAUGUUAAACUAACACCUUCAGCAUGCAAUAUCCGCCGCCCACCAACCUCCACAGGCCAACGUCAACAGGUUAACCGCCAAAGGAAAUGCUUGGCCUUGUACUGCAACCUCAACCUUGCAAAGCGCUGCUAGACACACCCAACAGGGGUCUCAAGUGGAUAUAUAAACACUCAGUGGCUCUAUAAAUAGAUUAAACGUCCCGAAUUCCUG